Stegodyphus dumicola is the source of this 1468-nucleotide messenger RNA. Its product is annotated as heterogeneous nuclear ribonucleoprotein A1, A2/B1 homolog. The record is from RefSeq and is a predicted model, not a curated record. Gene Ontology annotation, molecular function: mRNA 3'-UTR binding. Gene Ontology annotation, cellular component: catalytic step 2 spliceosome. Gene Ontology annotation, biological process: mRNA splicing, via spliceosome. Lineage: Eukaryota; Metazoa; Arthropoda; Arachnida; Araneae; Eresidae.
GUUUGAGUAACUGUAUAACGUCGGAUAAGUAGACACAUCCUGAUCCCCCUUCCUUUGAUCGUUUUCACCGUUUCUGUAUUCUUUUGAGAACGAUAAGAAGUAAAAUUGAUUAAUUAAGCUAGUAAAACUUUAGAAAAACAUUAAAAUGAGUUCUGAUCGUGAAAGUGAACCAGAACAGUUUCGUAAGCUCUUCAUUGGAGGCUUAAAUUACAAAACUGGAGAAGAAUCUUUAAAAGCACAUUUUGAGCAGUGGGGUGAAAUUGUUGAUUGUGUAGUAAUGAGAGACCCUCAUACUCGGAGAUCUCGAGGAUUUGGCUUUGUAACAUAUAAAAGAGCUCAUAUGGUUGAUGAUGCUCAAGCAGCUAGACCUCACGAAGUAGAUGGACGAGAAGUGGAGCCCAAGCGUGCUGUACCAAGAGAAGAUUCUGGAAAACCUGAGGCACAGAUGACGGUAAAAAAGCUGUUUGUUGGAGCAUUGAAAGAUGAUGUUGAAGAGGAUGAUUUAAGAGAUUAUUUCAGCCCAUAUGGUAACAUAGUGAGUGUUAGCAUAGUUACAGAUAAAAAUACUGGGAAAAAAAGAGGAUUUGCAUUUGUAGAAUUUGAUGACUAUGAUCCAGUAGAUAAAGUUGUGUUGAGAAAACAUAUGAUUAAAGGGAAAAAGGCUGAAGUGAAAAAGGCUUUAUCUCGACAGGAAAUGGACAACAUAAAAAGGAGUAAGGAGAUGAAGUCUUAUGGAGGAAGAGGUAGUAGUGGUGGUGGAGGUGGGUAUGGAGGAUAUGGUGGAGGAAGUAACUAUGGGUACAGUGGACCGAGUACUUGGGAUAAUGGUGGUUAUGGUAAUGGCUAUGGAGGAGGUUCUGAUUAUGGAUCAGGUGGAGGAUGGGGAGGUGACUAUGGAUCUAGCUACAGUGGAGGUCCUGUUAGAGGAAGCGGUGGAUAUUCACAGCGUAGUCAAGGCCCAUAUGGAGGAGGUGGAUAUUCAGGUGGAAGAAGUGGUGGCUAUAGCAGCUACAGACGAUAAUUUUAUUAAUACAGUCUUGGGGAUGUUUUAAACUGUCAUAGCCAGCCUCCGCAGUAUAAGCCAUUACACAGUAGGUGGUAGCUGUUAGAAGAGAGGGCAUGAAAGAAUGAAGCGUUGUAGUUUGACAGGAACUGAAGUGAGGAAACAGCUAGGUCAGCUUUAGUUCAUCAGUACCAGAGAAAGGAGAGUUAGCAACAGCUGCGAUUUACAUUGUCUUCAAUUACAUUCCAAAUUUAAUAUCAGGCAAAUCAUUUUUUAAUUCCCCAAGACUGAAUCAUAAUGUAGCUUUUCCAUAUUCAUUUUUUUGAUUAUCCCAUUAUUGUAAGACAUGCAGAUCUUAAAUGUGAAUCUGUGAAUAUUUUGAAUGUUAGAAUUUUGAACCAAAACAUUUGUUUUCUUGCCCUAAUAAAUGUGACUGGAGCCAGGUCUUCGAGAUCAUUACCAUGA